Messenger RNA from Nerophis lumbriciformis (worm pipefish), 1074 nucleotides. NCBI's taxonomy places the organism in Eukaryota, Metazoa, Chordata, Actinopteri, Syngnathiformes, Syngnathidae. The record is from RefSeq and is a predicted model, not a curated record.
AUGGGAUGUAGUAAAUGGAGAGCUGCGUUCAACUUCGGACACCUCAAGGUGCAGUCCAAGCUGUCCGUUUUCUUGACCAUGAUCAUCCUCUUUGUCUAUCUCUUUUACUGUCUGAACGGAUUCUGCGAGUCCUUACCGAGACCCGUGUAUGACCAAAAGAGUAGCCACAUGGACAAAAAUGUCUACAACGAGGCACACGAGACGUCACCAAAGCAAGCAGAUGCUCCGGACCAGUUCUCGGACGUUGCUACGAGCACAAAUAAUACGAUGGCCAUUGCGAAUAACUUUGGGAGCAAAAAGUUUCCUCAGGCCAUCAUCAUCGGGGUGAAGAAGGGAGGAACGAGGGCUCUGUUGGAGUUCUUGCGCAUCCAUCCGGACGUGAGAGCAGUCGGAGCAGAGCCUCACUUCUUUGACCGCUUCUAUGAUAAGGGACUGGACUGGUACAGGAAUCUAAUGCCCCGUACAUUGGAUGGUCAGAUCACCAUGGAGAAGACCCCAAGUUACUUCAUCACAAAGGAAGCUCCUCGUCGCGUCUUGGCCAUGAGUCGCCACACCAAGCUAAUCGUGGUGGUGCGUGACCCCGUGACCCGCGCAGUUUCUGACUACACGCAGACCGUGUCCAAGUCACCGGGUCUCCCGUCCUUCAAGAACUUGGUCUUCCGCAACUCCACCACAGGCCUAAUUGACACCUCUUGGAGCGCGGUGCGUAUCGGCAUCUACGCCAAGCACCUGGAGAACUGGCUGCGCUACUUCCCGCUUUCUAGCUUCCUGUUCGUCAGCGGCGAACGUCUAGUGACGGAUCCCGCAGGCGAGAUGGGCCGCGUCCAGGAUUUCCUGGGACUCAAACGCGUAGUCACAGAUAAGCACUUCUACUUCAACCAGACCAAAGGUUUCCCCUGCCUGAAGAAGCCAGAGGGGAGCAGCAGGCCACGCUGCCUGGGGAAGUCAAAGGGCAGGCCCCACCCGCAGAUCCCCUCAGACGUCCUGCUUCGACUCCGAGACUUUUACAGACCUUUUAACCUUAAAUUCUAUCAAAUGACGGGUCAGAACUUUGGCUGGGAUGACACAGCUUGA